Corticium candelabrum is the source of this 2339-nucleotide messenger RNA. RefSeq lists its product as uncharacterized. The record is from RefSeq and is a predicted model, not a curated record. The coding region runs from base 5 to 2074 and encodes 689 amino acids. Gene Ontology annotation, molecular function: GTP binding; GTPase activity; protein binding. The transcript is spliced from 6 exons. NCBI's taxonomy places the organism in Eukaryota, Metazoa, Porifera, Homoscleromorpha, Homosclerophorida, Plakinidae.
UACAAUGGCAGCAGCUCAAGUCGACGUAUUCGUCAAGUUGACGUCCGGCAAGGUCGUGCCUCUCAAAGUUCUAGCGACGGACACGGUCGCGUCGCUUUGCUCUGCAAUAUCCGGGACCGAUAGUUCUAUCCCAUUAUCCCGUAUAUCUUUAAAGUACACCGACAAAGUCCUCGACAAAUCGAAGACUGUGGGAGACUAUGGAAUUAGCAAGGAGACCAUACUCAAGGUGGAAGUCCUGCCUUUACGUACAAUCAACGUCUUCAUUAAAACAGAGGCGGGAAAAGUCAUUCCAUUGAGGGUGGAGAGCACGCAGACUGUUGGCCAGUUGAAAACGGCUAUAGAGGAGAAGGAAGGCGUUUCAUCUGCAAGGCAGAGACUGAGGCUUGGAGGCAGAGAGCUUAAGUCUCGGCUGGCGAGUUUAGAAGAGGCGGGAGCGAAUGAGGAAGCUGUCAUAUUGCUUGAAGUUGAGGCUGCAGCGGAGGCUGUUGACCAUCCGGUUGUUGCACAGACAUGCUUGCCUACAAUGGAUGAUGCACGACAGCAGGAUGUAUUGGCCAGCUUUGUCUCGGGUGUGGCAAGCUUGUCUAAACCAGUUGAGGUCGUUUUCUCAUUCGACACGACAGGAAGUAUGUACAGCUGUCUAAGCCAGGUACGAACAAAACUCAAAAAUGCAGUCGAACGUCUUAUGCAUGACAUCCCGAACAUCAAGAUUGGAGUGAUUGCUCAUGGAGAUUACUGUGAUCAAAACUCUUCGUAUGUCAUUCGGCACCAAGAUCUCACAACCAAUGUGAAUGAUCUAGUCUCUUUUGUUCAAAAUGUCCCACAAACAGGAGGAGGCGAUUCACCUGAGUGUUAUGAAUGGGUGUUGAGACGAGCACAGCAGUUGUCAUGGCAAAGAGAUUCUGCAAAGGCUCUGGUUGUUAUUGGAGACGCUACACCUCACCCUCCUUCAUACACAGAUCAGAGUGUAUUCUGGAGAGACGAACUGGAAAAGUUGGUUAGAAUGGGAAUCAAGGUGUAUGGUGUGCAGGCUCAAAACCAUAGGGAGUCUGCUGCAUUUUAUGAAGAGUUGGCUGAUUACAGUCGAGGUGCUUACAUCACGUUCUCUCAUUUCCAGUUGAUCACCGAUAUGUUUCUGGCCGUCUGCUACAAAGAGUCAAGUGAUGAGCAACUGCAGGCUUAUCAGAUUGAGUGUGAAACAGAAGGAAAGAUGACUACAGAGCUUGGAGAGGUAUUCAAAGCAUUGAGUAAGAAACCGGACAGCGAAGAAGUUAAACAAGAGAAACAUGAGAAACGUUGUCGAAACAUUGCCAGUGCAUGGUGGGAUCCACAACAAGAUCGUGGCUCACCUCAAUACAAAUACAACAAAACGAAAGACACGUGGGAGCCGUACACACAGAAACAGAAUGCACCUCGUCGGUCACUCUGUGUUUCCAGCUCUACAGUGUCCUCUUCAAAAUGUCCAAGUGGAAAGUCUAAAUCAUCUGUAUCUGUUGGUUCGUCGUUCUCUUCUACCGCUGAUGAGCUCAAGGUCUUGGUGAUUGGUAGUGGAGGUGUGGGCAAGUCAGCACUCACAAUACAGUUUGUUCAAGGUGUUUUUGUGGAAGAAUAUGAUCCGACAAUCGAGGACUCUUAUCGUAAGGCAUAUGUGUUGCCUGGUGGCAAACCAGUCUUGUUUGAUAUCUUGGAUACGGCUGGAUGUGACGAAGCACCCGCCAUGAGUGUAGAAUGGUGCAGAUUUGGUGAUGCAUUCAUGAUUGUUUAUGCAAUCAAUGAUAGGGCAUCAUUCAAUGAAGUCCAGAGUCUGUACGAGAGGGUCAUAGUCAAGUGUGGGGAUGAUGUUCCGUGUAUAUUGGUGGGCAAUAAAACAGAUCUGGAGAGCAACCGAGAAGUGAGUCGCAAAGAAGGAGAGACAUUGGCUCUUCAUCUAGGAAUUGACUUCUAUGAAUUGUGUGCCAAAUGCACAGCAGAGACUCAACCAGCAUUUGAAGUACUUGCACAAAAUGUGAUCUCAAAGAGAAGCAAGGCAGGAAAGAAAGCAGGAAAGAAGAGGAGACGGUGUGCAGUGAUGUAACAUGAACUGUACGACACUGACAAGAACCUUAGCAUUGUUUGUUAGUUUUGACGACUUCUAUUUACUUGCUUGUUGUAACUAUUGCUAGCAGAACUCUCUUUCAAAUGCAGUGUCACAAUCAUAUACACAGGCAUUUAAUACACUGAUUGUCAACCACCUUCAAAAACUUGAACUUUGUCUUUUAAUUAAGCUUUUGCAAACCAAUGUAAUCAUGAGUUCUAAAUAUAAAGGCAGCACAGAUUUUUCUUCUGUCACGUGUAAAGGA